Gadus chalcogrammus (walleye pollock) is the source of this 921-nucleotide messenger RNA. RefSeq names its product purinergic receptor P2X, ligand-gated ion channel, 2 (gene p2rx2). The record is from RefSeq and is a predicted model, not a curated record. Gene Ontology annotation, biological process: response to ATP; monoatomic cation transmembrane transport. Gene Ontology annotation, molecular function: ATP binding; purinergic nucleotide receptor activity; extracellularly ATP-gated monoatomic cation channel activity. Lineage: Eukaryota; Metazoa; Chordata; Actinopteri; Gadiformes; Gadidae. The coding region runs from base 1 to 921 and encodes 306 amino acids. The transcript has 8 exons. Gene Ontology annotation, cellular component: plasma membrane; nuclear inner membrane.
AUGGGGCUGCUAGGCUUCUUCAAGGAUUACAUCCUGGGCUUCCUGGACUAUGAGACCCCCAAGGUGAUGGUGGUGAGGAACCGCAACCUGGGAGUCAUCUACAGGGGGGUCCAGUUCCUGGUCAUCACCUAUUUCAUCUGGUACGUCUUCAUCAAGGAGAAGGCCUACCAGGACUUUGAGUCGGGCCUGGAGAGCUCGGUGACCACGAAGAUGAAGGGCACAGCGGUGCAGGGCGGCCUGGUGCACGACUCUGAGGAGUACGCACACCCCUCAGAGGGGUUCGAGGUGAUGAGCACCACGGUGAGACGAGACGUCACCCACGACCAGAGACAGGCCACCUGCGCUGAGCAUUUCUCCGUCCCAAACGCCAACUGCACCGAGGAUUCAGACUGUAGUGAGGGAGAGGUGGACUUCGAUGGCCACGGCCCGAGGACGGGCCGCUGCGUCCCGUACUACGACCAGAGCUUCCGGACGUGUGAGAUCCAGGCGUGGUGCCCGGUGGAGGAGUACGCUGCCGUACGGGAGCCCCCGUUGCUGGAGGCCUUCAACUUCACCAUCGUCAUCAAGAACGCGAUCCGCUUCCCCAAGUUUAACGUGUCCAGAGCGAACGUCAAGGACUUUCCGAAGAAGCGGAAGCUGUCCCAGUACCUGGCGCGCUGCCACUACCACGCGGUGACGGAGCCGUACUGCCCCGUGUUCCGGCUGGGCUACAUCGCCCACCGGGCCGGGCAGGACUGGGCCGAGCUCUGCCAGACGGGCGGCGUCAUCGGGGUCUUCAUCAACUGGCAGUGUGACUUUGACCUCAACACGGCCAAAUGCAAGCCCACCUACUCCUUCCGUCUGCUGGACACCAGGAAGGACCUUCCCACCGCCGGCUACUACUACAGGUCUGAUACCCCCCCCCCACUACUACAGGUCUGA